CCUCCUUUCACUUUCGAUAUCAAUCCCAAACACAAGCAAACAGUGUCUAUUUUCGGCUGUUGACGUGUACACCCGCUCGCAUACGUCCGCAAACGCAUCGAAUUCAGCUGACCACGAAGAAGAUACAUUGCAAUAAUUGAUUUGAGGUGCUUUCAAUCUAAUCAACGCGGAGUGACCUCUUCCUACUACAGAGAGUGCGUGUGCAAAGGAGACAAUCAUGAUGAGACUACUGCAAACGAGAACAAUGCCGGUGGGAAGUCCCCUGCUGAAAAGAAUGCUCACCGCGGCCAGUAAUCCUCCUCUACCGGCUUUGCCACUGCCAAAACUGGCCGACACCAUGAACAAGCUACUCACGACAAUCGAGCCCCAUGUAACGAAAGAUGGCUAUCAGCGCAGUAAAUCGGCUAUCGAAAAGUUUUUGGCCCCCGGAGGAGACGGUGCCAAGCUGCAAAAAUUGCUGGAAGAGCGGGCUUCUGGCAAGAAGAACUGGCUCUCGGACUGGUGGCUGCAGUCGGCUUAUUUGCAGUAUCGUGAUCCGGUUAUUAUUUACUCCAGCCCUGGUUUGGUGUUCCCCAAGCUGAAGUACGCCAAGGUGGACGAUCAGCUAAAGUAUGCGGCCAAGAUCACGUUUGGAGCUUUGCUAUACAAGAGGAUGAUCGAUCGGGGACAGAUUGCCGCCGAAAAGAUGGGAAAAGCCCCGCUAGAUAUGUCUCAGUAUAACAAGAUCUUUGGAACAUGUCGAGUUCCUGGAAUGCCGGAGGAUUCGGUGCAGUACAAUCCGGACUCGACGCACAUCGUAGUUGCAUCGAAUAAUCAGUAUUUCAAGCUAGAGGUAGGAAAUUCCGAUAACAUCUUCGGGGAAGAUACGUUGCACAAGAUGUUGAGACAAUGUUACGAAAUGUCGCAACAGAAAGCUGAACCUGUUGGUAUGCUGACGGCGCUUCCUAGAGAUAGUUGGCAUGAGGCCUACGAGGUGCUGAUCGCCGAUCCAACCAACAAGGAAACAAUCAACACAAUUCAAAGUUCACUGUUUGUGCUGUCGUUAGAUUACGGAAUUGCAAAUCCCUCUGGAGAUGAUAAGAUUGAUGCCUGCCACUUGUUGAUCCACGGAGGUGGUUCAAGCGCAAAUUCUGGUAACCGAUGGUACGAUAAGACCUUGCAGCUUGUGGUCGGACCAAAUGGUGUUAAUGGACUGACCUACGAACAUUCCCCCGCGGAAGGCCAACCCAUCGCAGUGCUGACAGAUUUCAUCAUCAAUCACAUCGCUAAGGGAGAUCAAAAUGGUUCCAUCCGGGAAGCUUCUGCUCCGCAGAAACUGAGCUUCAACCUGUCGCCGAAGGCGAACGAACUUCUGCAGAAAGCUGCCGCCAGCCACGAUAAGCUGAUUGCCGAUCUGGAUAUGAAUUACCUGCACUACACCGGGUACGGUAAGAACUUCAUCAAGGCCCAAAAGAUGAGCCCGGACAGUUUCAUCCAGAUGGCAAUCCAGUAUGCCUUCUACAAGCUGCAUCGCGUACCCGGGGCCCACUACGAGUCGGCUCAAACGCGGAUGUAUGAAGCCGGCCGGACGGAAACCAUCCGGUCCUGUUCCAACGAAUCGGUCGCAUUCGCACAGAGCAUGCUGGAACCGUUCCGGAGCAACCGAGAGAAGGCCGCCAAACUGAAACUAGCAGUCGACGCACACAAGCAGUACGCUUCAAAGGCGGUUCAAGGUUUCGGUGUUGAUCGGCAUCUGCUCGGACUGAAGCUGAUCGCCAAGCAGAACAACAUCCCCUUGCCAGAUCUUUUCCAGGAUGAAGGCCUUCUGGCCAGCCAACAUAUGCGACUGUCCACCAGCCAGGUAGCUUCGCGGUACGAUGCAUUCAUGUGCUACGGUCCGCUGACCGGCGAUGGCUACGGAUGCUGCUACAAUCCCAAGAAUGAUGACAUGUGGUUCGGCAUCUCUUCGUGGACGUCCGAUCCGGCGACGAACACGGUGGCCUUCCGGAACUCUCUGCAGCAGGCACUGGACGAGAUGUUCGAGGUUCUGAGCGCGACCAGUGCACCGAGCAGUAAGCUGUAGGUAGGAUGUAAGGGGACUUGAUGGAAAGAGAUUAUGUGCAUGUUGAUAGGUAUUUACUUUUUAUUAGAAAAAAAAAACGGUGUUGGAAUAUUUA
Molecule: messenger RNA, 2156 nt
Organism: Ochlerotatus camptorhynchus
Lineage: Eukaryota; Metazoa; Arthropoda; Insecta; Diptera; Culicidae
Gene: CRAT
Product: Carnitine O-Acetyl-Transferase
Exons: 2
Coding region: 218-2062 (614 amino acids)
Biological process (GO): carnitine metabolic process, CoA-linked
Cellular component (GO): peroxisome
Molecular function (GO): carnitine O-acetyltransferase activity
Source: RefSeq, a predicted model, not a curated record